AUGACCAGCUUCCUAGCUGCCCCCUGCCUGCUGACUCUGCUGCUGACACCAUUCACCCUGGGUGCCCCAAUCUCUCUGACUGACCCCAUCAACCAAGCUUAUAACCUGGCCCUUUACAUGCAGAAGAACACAUCGGUGCUGCUACAGACCUACCUCCAGUACCAAGGCAGCCCCUUCAGCGACCCAGGCUUCUCAGCCCCUGAGCUCCAGCUGAGCAACCUACCCCCUGCAGCUGUCCCCUUCAUGUUGUGGCGCGGCCUGGGAGACGGUGAGAGACUGCUCCAGGCCCGAGGUGCUUUCUCGGCCCUGGCCCAGCAUCUGCAGCUUGUGAGCGAUGACCAGGCUGACCUGAACCCUGGCAGUUCUGUGCUGCUCUCUCAGCUGGCAGCUGCAAGGCUCCGGGCCCAGGGCCUGAUGGGCAAUAUGGUUUCUGUCAUGGCUGCCCUGGGGGUGUCCAUUCCUCCUGAAUUGGAUUCUCUUGGCCCUGCACCCUUUGGAGCCUCUGCCUUUGAGAGGAAAUGUCGAGGUUAUGUGGUAACCCGGGAAUACGGACACUGGACAGACAGGGCUGUACGGGACAUGGCACUGCUUAAGGCCAAAUAUGUGACGUAG
This is a messenger RNA of Gracilinanus agilis (Agile Gracile Mouse Opossum), 612 nucleotides long. Its product is annotated as cardiotrophin-2-like. The transcript is spliced from 3 exons. The coding region runs from base 1 to 612 and encodes 203 amino acids. NCBI's taxonomy places the organism in Eukaryota, Metazoa, Chordata, Mammalia, Didelphimorphia, Didelphidae. The record is from RefSeq and is a predicted model, not a curated record.